This is a messenger RNA of Hevea brasiliensis (rubber tree), 1368 nucleotides long. RefSeq names its product syntaxin-22. NCBI's taxonomy places the organism in Eukaryota, Viridiplantae, Streptophyta, Magnoliopsida, Malpighiales, Euphorbiaceae. The coding region runs from base 155 to 964 and encodes 269 amino acids. The record is from RefSeq and is a predicted model, not a curated record. Gene Ontology annotation, cellular component: membrane; endomembrane system; SNARE complex. Gene Ontology annotation, biological process: vesicle-mediated transport; vesicle fusion; intracellular protein transport. Gene Ontology annotation, molecular function: SNAP receptor activity; SNARE binding. The transcript has 7 exons.
UCACCUGCAUAGCUACAACUAACUUCAACCUCAAUUCCAAUUCAUCUUCUCGUCUCCUCCGCCUGUAUCAAACGCCUCCGUUCCACUUUCUGAAACAAGAACUUUGAAAUUUCUUUCUUUUUUUUCCCCUUCCUUUUUCGGAGCCAUUAUCAUCAUGAGCUUUCAAGAUCUUGAGGCUGGAAGGCCUUUCCUGCAAAAGAAGCCAAAAGAAAAAGACCCUUCUCAAGCUGUGGCCGCCGGGAUUUUCCAAAUCAACACUGCCGUCUACUCCUUCAACCGCCUCGUCAAUUCCCUCGGAACUCCCAAGGAUACCAUCGAAUUGCGAGAGAAACUGCAUAAGACAAGACAACGUAUUGGAGAACUGGUGAAAGAAACUUCUGUUAAACUUAAGGAAGCCAGUGAAACCGAUCAUUAUGAAGAAGUUAGUCCUGCCAAAAAGAUUAGUGAUGCUAAGCUUGCAAAAGAGUUUAGGAAUGCUCUUAACGAAUUUCAGAAGUCCCAAAGGCUUGCUGCUGAGAGGGAAACUAUGUAUGCUCCUUUCGUUCCCAAAGUUCUUCCAUCAAGCUACAAUGCCCAUGAGCCUGAUCAAAGUUCGUCAAGGAGUCCCGAGCAGCAAUCUCUUCUUUUAGAAUCUAGAAGACAGGAGAUUGUAUUGUUCGACAAUGAGAUAGCAUUUAAUGAAGCUAUUAUUGAAGAACGAGAGCAGGGGAUUAAAGAAAUUCAGCAACAGAUUAGUGAAGUAAGUGAGAUAUUCAAAGAUCUAGCUGUCUUGGUACAUGAGCAAGGAGUUAUGAUUGAUGAUAUUGGUUCUAACAUUGAGAGCUCUCAUGCUGCAACUGCACAAGCUACUUCACAACUUGCAAAAGCUUCCAAGAUCCAAAGAUCUAAUUCUUCUUUGUUUUGUUUACUCCUUGUGAUCUUUGGGAUCAUUCUGCUCAUUGUCAUUAUAGUUGUUGUGGCUUGAGCAGAAUAUUUUGUUGUCAUCAUGUGAGCUUGAUAUGAAGGCAGGGUCCCCUUUUGUUAUCUCCUUGGUGGUGUUAUUUUUCAUUAGCUCCUGCUUGACUUGACACAGAUCAGUCCACGAUUCUGGACUAGACACAGAUGGUCAUUAAUGUGCAGUUGUUAGUUUGCAGUAGGCUGAAUUCCUCUUAUGUUGACUCUUAUUACUAAUUAUUAUAUAAAUUUUAUCCUCUUUUAUAAUUAGUAGUAAAUAAAAUCAUCUGCAAUCUGUAUUUCAUUGAAUUAAUUUUUUCUGCGCAGUUGUAACACCCAAGUAUCUUUAACCCGUUUCUUCUCCCAUACAAUUCAAUGUAUCAUUUGUAUCUGUGGUAUUGAUAGUUUUAGAAAAUGUCAAAUUUCUUUUGCUUA